Messenger RNA from Myxocyprinus asiaticus (Chinese sucker), 2694 nucleotides. Its product is annotated as methylsterol monooxygenase 1. The transcript has 7 exons. Lineage: Eukaryota; Metazoa; Chordata; Actinopteri; Cypriniformes; Catostomidae. Bases 1197 to 2069 code for a protein of 290 amino acids. Gene Ontology annotation, molecular function: C-4 methylsterol oxidase activity; iron ion binding. Gene Ontology annotation, biological process: sterol biosynthetic process. The record is from RefSeq and is a predicted model, not a curated record.
UUUGAGCUAAAGCUGACGUACAGCGGAGGAUUCGCUCGCACUGAAGCUCUGAAUACGGCUGAGGCUUCAUCCUGGAACUGCUUCACCAUGGAAAUGGCCUGGAGAAUACUGCUCUCAUUCUCUCUCUUUCUCUCUGUCCCUCUCUCUGUCCCUCCGUCUCUCACACGUUAACACUUCAGACACGUCAAUACAAGCAUUCACACACUACCUCUACUUUUUGUCUCUAGCAUAUAUACUAACACACUCUUUAUCUCUCUUUUCUUUCGGUUUCUCUUGUUUGAGAGUAGUCAACGAUGAAGAUUAUUGCACUUUGAGGAGCACUAACGAAGCAGGAUCAAUAUAUAACACAAUGUUGUUAACCUCUGAGUAAAGACUGGUGCAAACAUUUGGCCAGUGCAUCUGCAACGUGAGUUUGAGCCGAGGGCAUGCCCAGCAAUUUUGCUGCUAGAUCAUGUGAUCGGAAGGAAUCUUGAUUUUUGCUCAUUCAGAUAAAGUUUGAGCGAAAAGGUGGCUAGUUUUCCAGCACUUUGUUGCCUCUUGGAAGCUUGUUAUGAAGUCACUAGACUUAAAGCCAUCUUCAUUAUGAAGGUAACGAAGAUGUACAUUUUGUGUUGCGAUUAGAAUUGAAACUUAGAAGGGUCUCUAUUGAAGACAAAUUAACUUUUACAUUGUGCAAUUUCUUUGCCAAACUACAUUUGAAGUCUUAAAGUUUGAACUGUCCAUUGAUGUUCAUUUAAUAUCCUCUGGAUUUUAUCUUGUGGUCCGGUUGUUCAAGAAAUGCAAUCUUUGACAUGUGAAAUGCCCGUUAACAUGAACGCUUUGGCAUGCACAAUACUGUGGACUGGUGCUGGUUGCUUGGGUAUUAAACCGCUUUGCAUGGUUCUAAAUACUGACGUGUGUGUGCCAUUCUUAAACUACUGCUGUAUUCAGUAACCAAGUGAUGUGCUCUCUUACUAGCGGUAUUGAACACUGAAGAAAUAAAGUAUAAAGAAACUCAAGGUCUCACUAUCGGCAGUUCAUUCCCUCAGCCAAUCAGUUCUCAGCCUCUGCCCACAAACGUCAGUCUCCUCUUGUCUCAGCCAAUGGUCCAAUGUAAAGUUCUGUCACAUUAAAAGCAUCCAUACUGGCAGUGCAGGUAGAGGGAGACCUUCUCAUACCAUAGUUAUUCACGUGGUGAGUCCAGUUGACUCGCAGCCAUGGAAGUGAACGGCACAGCCAACAUUCUGUCCUCGGCGUAUCUGGCCGUGGAAUUUGUCGAUUCAGUUCUGCCAGAAAAUCCACUGCAGGAACCUUUGAAGCAUGCAUGGAAUCACAUGCUGCAGAACUACAGCAAAUUCCAGAUCGCCACCUGGGGCUCCCUCAUCGUCCAUGAACUCGUUUAUUUCCUGUUCUGUCUGCCUGGCUUUAUUUUUCAGUUCCUCCCUUUCAUGCAAAAGUAUAAGAUCCAACCGGACAAACCAGAGACAUGGGAGAAACAGUGGAAGUGCUUUAAAAUGCUGUUGUUUAAUCACUUCUGUAUCCAGCUACCACUCAUCUGUGGAACAUAUUACUUUACUGAGUUCUUCAACAUCCCUUACGACUGGGACUCCAUACCUCGCUGGCCUUAUCUAUUGGCUCAAUGUUUUGGCUGUGCAGUGAUUGAGGACACAUGGCAUUACUUUCUCCACCGAGCCCUACAUCAUCGCAGAAUCUACAAAUACAUUCAUAAAGUCCAUCACGACUUCACCGCUCCAUUUGGCAUGCAGGCAGAAUAUGCCCACCCUGCUGAGACUCUGAUUUUAGGGGCAGGAUUCUUCAUUGGCAUCAUGGUCUUCUGUAAUCAUGUUAUUUUGCUCUGGGCCUGGGUCACUUUCCGCUUGCUUGAAACCAUUGAUGUUCACAGUGGUUAUGACAUUCCUCUGAACCCGCUACAUUUGAUUCCAUUCUACGCUGGUGCACGUUUCCACGACUUCCACCACAUGAAUUUUGUGGGCAACUAUGGAUCUACAUUCACCUGGUGGGACAGACUAUUCAACACUGAUUCCCAGUUUUACAAACAUUACACUCAAAAAACAGUGAAGAGCGAUUAAUUGACAGAGAUACGCUCACUAACAUGCACUGAUGCUUCAUCAUGAUCUAUCUCUCAUGGACUCCUGUGUUGACUCUGGUUGUUCUUCCCACACGUAAACACAAACAUACACUUACUGUAGGGCUAAGUAUUUAAAUUGGACUGAAUGGAAUCAGAUCAAUCAAUGCCAGCUUCUUCAAUCAAUGUGCCUUUUAAAAGCAAACACCAUAUACACCAUUAGCCCAUUGGUCACAGAGAUCCAGAGGACUGUUGUGAAUUAAAGGAACACUUGCAGCAUGUGGUCUGUGCUCUUAACAAUUACUGUAAACAUUCAUCUCUUUUAAGUAAUUAAGACUUCAUUCCUCAAAAGCACUUUACUUUGACCUUUUUUGUUAACUUUGCUGAUUUUACUGAUAUUAAUGUUCAAUAUGCAAUGUUCCUGUAAAGAUUUUAAAGCAAUCAUUUGUAACCACCCAAAGCACCCAUGCUACCCCAUGGGAUUUGUUGUUGUUGUUUGUUUGUUUGUUUGUUUGUUUUGAUAAAGAAAAAAGAUGUGUUUUCUGGUUCCUAGUGGAGAACACUCAUUGAAAAUGUUAGCUUGUUGUUUUUAAGGAAAGUUGAUGGAUUAAAGAAUUACCAAAAACAUG